Penaeus vannamei (Pacific white shrimp) is the source of this 987-nucleotide messenger RNA. Lineage: Eukaryota; Metazoa; Arthropoda; Malacostraca; Decapoda; Penaeidae. The record is from RefSeq and is a predicted model, not a curated record.
AUGGAGGUCGCGGAUCCCAAGUGGCGCACGCAUAUCGGCAUUGCAUUGUUUCUGCCAUGGGCGCUUAGUCUCAUGGCGUGGGGCGGGUUCGCUUACCUCGUCCGGGAAUGGCGGAUGCUUCAGCUGACCGUGUCUUUGCUGUGUCUGGCCUUCUUGCCUACUCUGUGGUUCAUGGACGAGUCGCCUCGGUGGCUGGCCGUGAGGGGGCAGCACCGGCGCGCCUCCGAGUGCUGCAGAGGGCCGCCAGGUGGAACGGGGUCGCCCUGCCCCCGAGGACGAGCUUCUGCUCCUGCUCAAGGACGGAGUCAAGGACGAGGCAAUGGUACGCCCACCAAGACGCCCGCGCCCACACCGCGAGAGGCUGGUUCAGAAGGCACGAUACUCAUUUUGCUUCUCCACCACUCCCCCACACCCUCUCACACCCUCGCCCCCUCACCCAACAGAACCCCCCGCCUUCGCACCAUCACCCUCAGCCUGUACACCAACUACCUACUGGUGGGUGCUGUGUACUUCGGCCUCUCGCUCAGCGGCGGCGACCUGAGCUCCGACCCGUUCCUGUACAUGGUGCUGACGGGGGUCGUGGAGCUGCCGGCCUACACGCUGGUCAUCCCCCUGGUGGCUCGCUACGGCAGGAGGGCUCCCGUUGUCGCCUUCUUCUUCAUGGGCGCCGUGGCUCUUCUCGCUCUGCCCUUCGUGCCCACGGGUAGUGGGGAAUCGAUGACCUUAGCGCUUAUGGGGAAGAUGAGUAUCGCUUCGGCCUUCCAGAUCCUCGACUUUUACUCCUCAGAGCUCUUUCCACCGAGCAGUGUUCGGGGCGGCGUCGGUGCUCGCGGGCUGGCCACGCUCGCCCUGCCGGAGACGCUGCACGUGCCUCUCCCGGACACCAUCGCACACCUGGAGGAGCGGGAGAUCAGGACCAGGAACUGCGAGCCACUCUCAAUUGUUAACAUUAAUGUCACAUUGUCUCAUGGAAAUGUUUUACACUAA